Fonsecaea erecta is the source of this 1059-nucleotide messenger RNA. RefSeq lists its product as hypothetical. NCBI's taxonomy places the organism in Eukaryota, Fungi, Ascomycota, Eurotiomycetes, Chaetothyriales, Herpotrichiellaceae. The record is from RefSeq and is a predicted model, not a curated record. Bases 1 to 1059 code for a protein of 352 amino acids. The transcript is spliced from 5 exons.
AUGUCCGCGAGCCUGCCCACACGAGAUUUGAGGCCUCCGCGAAGGCAGAUGCCCAUCGGGUCCGACACAGAUUCAGAAGACUCAUCCUCAGAAGAGGAAGGCCCUGCCACCCAGCGAGCAUCCGCCGAGAAGAAAGCAGAGGCCGCCUCCAGGAGAGCAAAAGCUCACGAUGAAACCCUUGCUGCUCAGUCCAGAGAACCAGAUUUUGGCAUGCUCAGCCUUACACCGACCCUGCCGCCAUUGGAGUCACGCGGUGAAAACGCUGCCCUACAGCGUAUUUUAAGCUACUAUUGUGACGUUGAAAGCUACCACGAUUGCACUUACAACCGCUUUGGAAACAUUCAUCUUCUCACAAUCUUGUACGCGGCCACAGGUGCGAAUCACUGCCGCAAGUUGAUGGCACAUGAUUUACGUCUUGACAUCUGGCUCGGUUCUGCCAAUGAAUUUCUGCAGCUGCAAGAGCUCAAUGGCGAGUCCGACCGAUCCCGAUCCCUGGAGAUGUACAACGGCUGCGGCGGUGGCACCAGUGCCGGUGCACGCAGAGUCAACUGGUCCUGCCUCGAGCGCCUCUCUCCACUCCACGUCGAAGUACAGGCCUGGGUCGUGCCAGGCGACGAUGGCGGCAGCAGUAUCCUUAGUGCGGGCCAUACCGGUGCGAUCGGCCUCCGGGACAACCAGCUGGUGGACCAUGUGGUGGUCGUCAGAGUUGUAGUUACGCCCGCUGGACGUCUUCCCCCCGGUGUCCAUGAUCGACGGCACGUGCAGGCCGAAGUACAUAGUGCGUGGUGCGGGCGGUGGUACAAGAUAUUCAGGAGCAGCGAUGCCGGCGUGCCUCAGACUUUGGAUUUCCCAAUCGACCCUUGGAGGGUUUCCGAUCACCUCCAGCACGCUCUCGUCGACGGACUCUCGCGACAGAUCGAGGUCUCCGAUGGAGACUUCCUAGAGCCUGCUCUCCGGAGUUGGGAAGUGGGAGUAGACGGUGGCUGGGUACAAGUCGUUGUGGGAAACGGAUGGGCUGCCGCGGUGGGGGUGCCCAGUGCUCUCGAGGAGCUGGUCUAG